Messenger RNA from Seminavis robusta, 3477 nucleotides. NCBI's taxonomy places the organism in Eukaryota, Bacillariophyta, Bacillariophyceae, Naviculales, Naviculaceae. The record is from the annotation of a GenBank genome assembly.
AUGUGUGGCAAUCCAUCGACGACCCCUGAUAACAUUGGCAGUAAUAAGGGAGCUGCUGAUGCGAAAGAUAAUCUGCUCCCCACGAAACAAAUGUCGGGAACCGCCGCCGAAGAGCUUCCAGUGCUCAAGAGUGAGGCGUACCGGUCUGCUGGGGUGGCUCCUCAGCUCAAGACACUAGUGGAUGCUGAAUCAGAAGAGAAGGACGAAAAGAUAAAACUGCCAACCUUUGGAAGGCACUCAAGCAUGCCUCGUACCGGUAUAGAGUCGCGAUAUCGAUGCAGUCCCAUAUGCAACAAACUGUACGACCGCGAAGCCCAAGAGAAGCAACUUUUGGAGGCUUAUCAUCGGCGCACAAGGCAAGCAAAUACCAAAAAGGCUGCAUCCGAGCUCGUCAUUAUCACAGGCAAGAGUGGACAAGGCAAGAGUCACUUGGCAAGAUCCCUACGUCCCAGAGUAGAGCAAGAUGGAGGAUUCUUUAUCACUGGCAAGUUUAACCAGUUGCACAGCCAACUAAGGCCCUUUGCUGCAUUGGAAGAUGCCUUUCGGGAACUGAUGCAACAACUCAAGAGUCGACCUGAGCAGACCUUCCAAGCUAUGCAGGCACGGGUAACAGAAGCAGUGGGAUCGGAGGCCGCCAUAUUGGCCGAAAGUUUUCCGUCUCUGCGCCAACUAUUGUCAGUACAACAAGAACUUGGUAAACCAGAAUCUUCCGUUGACAAUGCACAAGAGAAUGGGACCGCCGCUACUGACACUGAGAAGCCACCAGAUGCGCAGCGAAGAAUUGCUCUUUCCUUUGUCCGCUUCAUGAGGGCCAUCUCCUGUCACCAUUCCAUCGUAUGGUUCUUGGAUGACAUGCAAUGGACUGAUCAAGGAUCACUGGCACUCAUCGAAGCUACCAUUCAACAAUACGCAAACAGUUCGGGUCUCGACGGGGAAGAGGGGCCAUCCCAUGGUGCAACUCUUUCCUCAGGACUCAUGUGCCUGGGAAGCUGUCGUGGCAACGAGGUAGCCGUUGAUCACCCACUGUCAGUCAUGCUCAGAGGCAUUGAAGAUUCGGAAGACUGUACCAUCACAGACAUCAGAGUUGGCAACCUGGGCAAGCAAGCCCUCUGUGAUAUGGUUGCAGAUCUACUCAUGAUCCCUCCCUCACAAGAAUGCGAGCAGAUGGUAGAACUAAUCUACAAACAAACACAAGGGAACGCUCUCUUCACUCUGCACUUGCUACGGAGUUUCCAAGAAGAUGGAUCCCUGUUCCGAAACUUACACGGGGAUUGGGAUUGGAAUGCUGGGGCCAUUGCAGCGAGAUUAGUCGAACGCGAUACUGCCUCGUCAGAUUCAGAAGAGUCUCUUGUUUCUCUGCUGGCAAACAAGGUGCGUCAGCUACCAACAGAAACGCAAGAAAUCCUAAAGGUAGCGUCAUGUUUGGGAGUUGAAUUCCACAGGGACGUGCUCUCCAAGGCUGCCCGGGCUUCUCUGCCACAAGUCCUUAGCGUCCUGAAAGUCGCUUCCGACUUGGAGUUUGCCGUAUACGACGAACAAGAGCGCAAGGGGCAGUGGGUACAUGACAAACACAUCGAAGCGACGCAGUCUCUCAUCCCUGAAAAUGAAAAAGCCGCACUGCAUCUACAGAUUGCCAAGAAUCUUGCAGAAGAGGCGACACCGGAUGAGUUCUCCACCAAUUUGCUUUUGAUUGUCAAUCAUUCGAUCAACGGGAGCGAGGCAAUUGAAGUGGAGGAUUGCCGGCUCAAGCUGGCGGGGCUCUGUCUCGAAGCAGGACGAAGAAUCGCAAAGGGCUCUGCUUUCUCCGCCGCAUGUUGCUACUUUGAGACCGGUAUCUCUUUGCUAGGGGACGGUUUGUGGGGUGACCAAUAUGAUCUCAGCCUUCACCUUCACAACGCAGCCGCCGAAAUGGCCUUCAUCGGGGGAGACCAUGCAAAGACUGAACGAAUGGUGAACGCUAUUACACAGAACGCAAGGAGAUUUGAGGAUGUGUUGCAAGCCUACAAGACGCAAUUGUUAUGUUUCAUGUCGAGGGAACGACACGAAGAGGCAAUCUCGUUGGGGUGCAAAGUUUCCGGGCAGCUUGGUCAGCAGUUUCCAAAGAAGGUUGGACCUAUUGGUCUCGUGAUGGAUCUCCUCAAGACGAAGAGGGUUCUAAGACGAAUUGACGAUGAGGAGAUUCUAAAGUUGCCUCCAAUGACGGACUUUCGAGCGAUUGGUUUGAUGAGCAUCAUCCAUGUCAUGUAUGGGUCCCUCAUAAUAUCCAACGUGAUGGCUGCACCUCUGGUUGGUUUCCGCCUCGUGAGGCUGACGGUCCGUUACGGCUUGUCUCCACUAAGUUCUAUUGGAUUUGGGAUCUACGCCUCGGUGCUGGGCCGCCUGGGUCUAGUUGAGCCGGCUGCAAGAUAUGGCCAGUUGGCUCUGAGACUGAUGGAAAAGUUUCCGCUCUCGGGCGCAUCACCCAAGACGCUAUGCACUGUAUGGGGCGAUGCAUUGCCAGCUUCUGUUUCUUACCGAAACUGUGUCGACCCCAUCGUCGAAUCACACCGUCUGGGUAUCUCAAGAGGCGCAACCCACGUUGCGAUGAUUGCAGCGUUUGUGCAUUGUGCCAUGACCCUCGUGAUCGGUGCACCCUUGAGAACAUUGGAGCGUCUAAUAGUCCAAUACAAACACGAAUGCUACGAGUAUGGACAGCUGUUUAUGGUCGACAUGCUGAAGAUUACGCUUCAGGGAUGCCGCAAUCUCCAAUCGACAGGCCUGGUCUAUCUCACCGGUUCAGCGAUGGUAGAAGAGGAAAUGCUCGAGAAGGUUGCAAACCAUAGCACUGGCUUCCUGUGGCUGCACCAGAUAAAGUAUCUGCUGGCAGUGUACUUUAACGAGUAUGAGUACGCAGAUUCUCUCACACCAGUGAUUCGCAAGAACAUGCGUUCUGUUGUGCUUCCGUUCACCGGUACCGUCCAGACAUUUCUCCAGGGAUUGGUGUCCGCCGUUUUGGCCGAGAAGUCACGCAAACAGCACAGGGUGGCCCGGAAAAGAUUGACGGAGCUCAAAAAGGCAGCCAAAGUGAAUCCAGAUAGUCUCCAAAACAAGGUUUGCUUGCUGGAGGCUGAGUUGGCACGUGUAUCUGGGGAUGUGGACUCGGCAGUCGCCAAGUUUGAAGAAUCCAUCCAGUUGGCGCAUGCCGAAGGAUAUCUCCAGGAACAAGCCCUUGCUUGUGAACGAGCUGGAAGAAUGCUGUUGUCACAUCAAAGGGAAGUCGAUGCGGUGCGUUACUUGGCCACAGCCAAAAAGCUGUACAGAGAAUGGGGAGUGGCAGACAGAAAAGUGGAGCAGCUUGACCGUCUCCUGACAACCAAAGCAGUCCGAAUUUCCCGAGCGGAAGAGAAACUCGCGAAGUUGAUCAUUGGUGGGCAGGAAGCUACACCCCUGAACCCCUCCAGUCUUGCGCUGGGCGAGGAGGAGAAUCCUCAUGAGUAG